ACGGAGAGCACGACGAGCUCUACGCGCAAGUACCAACAAUUUCAGCUUUGAGUCUCCUUAGGGAUUUCGAAAUUGGAGACCCAUUUUAAGGGUUUUGCAUCAAUUUGAGAUUUAAACAAACCUAGACUGGUGGGGGAAAAAAAAAAAUAGUAAUUGUGAGUGAAACGACGGGGUGACUAUGGAGGGAAGGAAGGUUAUUUGACUUGUGGUGCACGUGCGUUGCAUAAAAGGUGUUUCUUUCAGAGAAACGGUGUCGCAGAUACUAACGCAUAAAUGUGGUAAGGGUUGGUUAAACUAGCGAGUGUGGUACACAGACGUCAGUUCAGCUCAGCUCAGCUCUCUUAAUAAAUCUGAAGAGAUGAAUUCGGUGAUAAGCAAUUCCGGCAGCUACACUAUUCGUUCUUCCAUUAUAAUUUCAAGCUUCAAUCAAACCCAGAGAGCCAGUCACGGAAAAUACAAGGUGCCUACCAAGACGCCCAAGAGGUCCUCUUUGGUGGAUGAAAAUGUUGAGGAAGAUGUUACGUCUUUGUCCAAGACUCAUCGGAGUUCACACUUUGAAUUUAAGACAUUUCUGCCUGCCAUUGCAGCGGCAAAUUUGGCUGUGACACACUCAGCAAAGGCUUUGAACACUGGGAUUUUUGUGGAAGGAGCUGCUUCUGUUUAUUCUUUAGCAGAUGGAAGCCUAGGAGAUUCGUUUGGAGGCUUUUUAUAUUCAGCAGGACAACAGGCUAAUGAUGCUGUUCAAGACCAGUUAUCAGCUCUCAGUUUUACUAGUUUGGCAGUUAUAUUUGGUGCGGGUCUUGUAACUAGUCUUUCUCCUUGUACGUUGAGUGUUUUACCACUGACUCUUGGUUAUAUUGGAGCAUUUGGCUCUGGGAAAAGCAGAGGAGAGGUCAUUGGGGACUCAGUUGCAUUUUCAUUGGGAUUGGCAACUACACUAGCAGUCCUUGGCAUAGCAGCUUCAUUUGCUGGGAAGGCAUAUGGACAGAUAGGUCAGGGACUACCUGUGGCGGCUUCUGGUUUGGCUGUAGUCAUGGGUCUAAACCUCCUAGAGAUAAUUGAGCUACAACUUCCCUCAUUUUUCGACAACUUUGAUCCUCGUGCUGCCGCUGCUAAUUUUCCUUCAAGUGUGCAAGCAUAUUUGGCUGGGCUUACAUUUGCAUUAGCCGCCUCACCUUGCAGCACACCUGUGCUGGCCACCCUGCUUGCAUAUGUAGCAACAUCCAAGGAUCCAAUAAUAGGGGGCAGCUUACUGUUGACAUAUACAACUGGCUAUAUUGCUCCUCUACUUCUCGCAGCUUCUUUUGCAGGGGCAUUGCAGAGGCUGCUUUCAUUCCGGAAGUUCUCGGCAUGGAUUAACCCAAUGAGUGGCGCGCUCUUGUUAGGUGGGGGUGUUUAUACUCUGUUGGAUAGGCUUUUCCCAUUGACAAUGGUGAUGUAGAAUCUUCAUAGUAAAUUAUGCAGCAAGAACCUCAAUAUGGGAGAAGAAUCUCCGAAUGUCAGCGGUAACACUGUUCAUCCUCUUUUCUCAUUGUAUUGGUCAUAUGACACCCAUAAUAGAAAUGCACAAGUUAAUAUCAGUGUUCCACUAAGCCACUUCAGUGCAAGGUAGAAAUUAGAUACACAGAUUUGCUUGAACCUUAUGGUCAAUCAUACAAGGGUACUCAUUAACAAUUUCUGUAAAAUGUAAUGUGGUUGACAGAUAAGUUGUAUAUUGUUAAUUUCAGAAUAUGAGUUUACACAGUCUUCAAAAA
Messenger RNA from Cornus florida, 1754 nucleotides. Its product is annotated as cytochrome c-type biogenesis ccda-like chloroplastic protein. NCBI's taxonomy places the organism in Eukaryota, Viridiplantae, Streptophyta, Magnoliopsida, Cornales, Cornaceae. The coding region runs from base 359 to 1441 and encodes 360 amino acids. The record is from RefSeq and is a predicted model, not a curated record. Gene Ontology annotation, cellular component: membrane. Gene Ontology annotation, biological process: cytochrome complex assembly. The transcript is spliced from 13 exons.